AUGUCUACUACUGCAUCACCCGAUAAUGUCGAUAAAUUGAUUGCCAAGCUGCCUGAAAUAUUUAAGAAAAGUAAUGGUUAUACUGAAUUGUUUGGAUAUGAAUUAGAUAAAAAAAACACACAGUAUUAUACAGAAGAUAUGACCAAGAAAUUGCUAACUAAACUAUUAAAAGCCUAUAAUAAUGAUAUUAACGAAACGAUUAAUCAUUUAAUCAAAAUUUUAAAAUGGAGACAGAAAUUUAAUCCAUUGAGUUGUGCCUUUAAAGAAAAGCAUUCUGAAAUUUUGGAAAAGGUUGGUAUUAUAACCAACUAUAAGGAUGGGACUGUUAUCACUUGGAAUUUAUACGGGGAAUUGUUGCAACAUAAAGACAAAAUUAUGAACAGCGAAGAUAAUUUAAACAAGUUCAUAAGAUACAGAGUCGGAUUGAUGGAAAGAGGAAUCAGACUAUUGUUUGCGAAUGAUAGCAGCCAAGAAUACAUGACUCAAAUACACGAUUAUAAAGGUGUUUCAAUGUGGCGAAUGGAAAGUAAAAUGAGGAAAACGGUCAAAGAUAUUGUUUUCAUUUUUGGUGAAUAUUAUCCUGAGUUUUUGGACCGUAAGUUUUUUGUUAAUGUACCAAGAACUUUAACUUGGGUUUACGAUAUUAUUAUUAAAUUUGUUUCUAAUGAAACUAAACAGAAAUUUGUAGUAUUAAACGAUGCUAAAAGUUUAGGAAGAUAUAUAAGUGAUGUUCCUAAUAAGACAUAUGGAGGUAAAUCUGAAUUAACUUUGACUCAGCAAUGUGUUCCUGAAUCAAAAAUUAGACCUACUCCAUAUGCUUUAAGUUUAUUUGAAUAUGAAAUUAUAAACGAAGUUGAAUAA
Saccharomycodes ludwigii is the source of this 861-nucleotide messenger RNA. RefSeq names its product Sfh5p (gene SFH5). Gene Ontology annotation, biological process: Golgi to plasma membrane protein transport; regulation of exocytosis. The coding region runs from base 1 to 861 and encodes 286 amino acids. Gene Ontology annotation, molecular function: phosphatidylinositol transfer activity. The record is from RefSeq and is a predicted model, not a curated record. Lineage: Eukaryota; Fungi; Ascomycota; Saccharomycetes; Saccharomycodales; Saccharomycodaceae. The transcript has a single exon. Gene Ontology annotation, cellular component: plasma membrane; cortical endoplasmic reticulum; cytosol.